AUGUCCGAAAGCUUCUCCCCCUACACCCGCAUGUCGCUCGCCGAGCGGCCGCGGGAUGGCCCCUCGAACUUUGGCUUGCCCACCAGCCGCUCGUUCUCGGGCACCCCAUCCGGAAUCGUCUCGCCGACACAGGAGGGAUCCUUCGAGACUCUGUCACAGGAAAGCGCCCCAGCAGCAUCGACCGCCAGGCCACGACGAGCACGCAACCUCCUCCAGAGCUACUACGGCACCAUUGCCAGCUCAGACGGCGCCAAUGAUGCCCACAACAUGGAUGCCGGCUCCUUCGAUAAAGACAAGUACAUCCAGAAUCUCCUCGCCAAUUCCUCCCUUUCCGAGCUGAUUCAGAAGGACAACGAGCUUGUCGCAGCAAUCAAGUCCUUGGACGGCGACAUGAAGACCCUCGUUUAUGAAAACUAUAGCAAGUUCAUCAGCGCCACAGACACCAUUUCGCGCAUGAAGCGGAAUGUCGACAACAUGGACGCUCAGAUGGGCCAACUUCACGAAAAGAUGGAGCGCAUUUCGCUGCACUCGACUGGCCUUCAUUCGGAGCUGGAGGAGCGACGCACCAAGAUGCAUCAACUUACUGGAGUCCACGACCUGCUCAAGAAGGCGCGUCUCAACUUUGUGUUCGACCUCCCGACCAAGCUCAAGCAGUGUCUCAAGAAGAAAAUGUACCAGCAGGCAGUGGACUAUUACUGCCGUACGGCCGGGCUGCUGGCACACUACCAACAUCUGGCGGUCUUCAAAAACAUCACGGAGGAGUGCAAGGACAUCAUGACAUCUGUUUCAGUCAAAGUUCGGGCAAACCUGUCCAAGCCGGAGAUAACUGCGCAAGAGCUCUCCGACAACAUGGGCAUCCUUAUCGGAAUCAGCAUGCAGACUCCAGCAGUUUUGACGCGCGAGUACCUAACCCUUUCUCAGAACUUGCUCGAUCAGACGAAACAAGUCAUCGACCGAGACAUGAAGCAACGGGCAGCCAAUGCACGCUCGCCUGGCGCAAGCGACAAAGUCCAGCUGCUCAGGGACAUCAACACUAAGCUUUUGCUGCCCUUUCUCGAACUUGUACGUGGCUACGAGCUGUAUUUUCUCGGAAUCGGGCCCGAUGCCUCCCCAUCGAUCAUGUCUCCUGAAAGCGCCAACAGCACCGUGUCAUGGAAGUCGGCAAUAUCGAUCAAGAUGAGCGCAGAGGAGAAGGAAGCGGCUCGAAAGGAUCUGCUCGAACUAGCCAAUGCUUUCAUGGAACAAUAUUACAGCCGCCUCGAGAAUCUGAUGGGCUCGCUUGCACUCACUCCAGAGAGCGUCGUUGAUUUCUUGGGUCUUUUGAAUGCGCUGUCGCAAGAGCUCUCCAUCAUCGACGAUCGCAACAGUGUGGUCCAAGUAUGCCGGAAGAUCCAAGCCAAAAUGGAGUCAUGGCUCCGACUGGCCGUCGAAACAACACUGGGGCGCGUUCAGGACCAGUUUUUUGGGAACUUCAACGUCAACACUGUUCUGGACUCCCACGCCUUUGAGCUUGCAGAACCUAUAUCUUCCUCAGUCAACGACGGUAUCAUCAACCUACUGCCGAUUCUGGAGACACUUGCCCAAAAGGACGUGUUGCUUGUGCAGCAUAUGACCCAAGGGCUCGACGGCCUGCUGGACUUGAUCGAGUCUGGCUUCUCCAAGUUCUGGAGCAACCUGACCAACGCGAUGAUGCGAUUCCUAAUGUACUCAAGGGUUGCCAACGAGCUCUCGGCCGUGACGAUCGAGUCCAUAUACGGAAUACUUCUGGAGCGCCUGUUCUCCAAGAGCCGAAAGUACAGCUCAGACACCCGUGCGACUCAAUCGUUUGGCGGCUCACCCAAAAAGAAGCACGCGAUGGCGAUCAGUGCCACGGGCGGGGCCCUGAACAACGCCCCGGUCUCGACGUUUGUGCAGCAGAGCAAGCUUGGAACGGGUCACUACUCGGCUAGAGUCAAGGACAUUAUCAACAUGUGUCGAACCUGCGCCGAGGAUCUCUUGCGAGUCUAUGUCAAGAUGGUCACGUCGCAGUUCACUCUGCAGAUUCGGCCCCACUUCCGGAGAGUGGAUUGGACCCAAGCCGCAGAACCUAUCACGGUGUCGAAGAUUUGGGAAGCCGUCGUUGCCCAGGUCACCGCCGUGACCAACGAAAUCAACCAGAUCUAUGAAGAGCCAACCUCGGAUUCAGGGUUUGGACAAAACCCAGUCGACCGGAGAGCCAACAAGCUCAGCAACCGUCGCGCCAGCAGCAAUCCUUACACAACCAACUCGGGCUCAUCCAGUAUCUCCAGUGCCAUCAACAAGCCGCAAAAGAUCUCCACCAGUGACAUUGGCUCGGUGUCCGGCCUUGGGACUGGCUCGGGCUCGUCAAAGUACGAUGCAUUGCUCAGCAACAUCGACCGACUGUUCGCCGAGCGGGUUGUCUACUUUGGCAAGGUCGAAAUGAACAAACUCGACAUCCUUAGCAGCGUUGCUCGGAUCGUGCUCAAAAUGAUCGUCGAGGAGGUGCGACAAGUCACGUUCGGACCAGGGGGAUUCCACCAACUGCAAGUCGAUGUUGAGAUGAUGAGGGGCCACUGUUGGACAUACACCUCGGACGAUCGGUUGAUCAGCUCUCUCUACGAUGAAAUCAUAGCAAGUGGGUUCCGGCACUGCACAGAUGCGGGCAUCUUCACACGGGAGAGUCUCGAGUCGAUCUUGCGGGACUGGGAGCAAAGUGCGCAGCCCCAGGUUGAAACCGAGUGA
Molecule: messenger RNA, 2742 nt
Organism: Polychytrium aggregatum
Lineage: Eukaryota; Fungi; Chytridiomycota; Chytridiomycetes; Polychytriales
Exons: 17
Coding region: 1-2742 (913 amino acids)
Biological process (GO): endocytic recycling; Golgi organization; lysosomal transport
Cellular component (GO): EARP complex; GARP complex; membrane
Source: RefSeq, a predicted model, not a curated record